Messenger RNA from Danio aesculapii, 2475 nucleotides. RefSeq names its product chondroitin sulfate proteoglycan 5a (gene cspg5a). The record is from RefSeq and is a predicted model, not a curated record. Bases 348 to 1892 code for a protein of 514 amino acids. NCBI's taxonomy places the organism in Eukaryota, Metazoa, Chordata, Actinopteri, Cypriniformes, Danionidae. The transcript is spliced from 5 exons. Gene Ontology annotation, biological process: nervous system development.
CUGUGAGAACGCGUACAAUCGCAUCUCUCCAAGUGAACGCGCGUCGGUGUGGUUCCACAACCCGAUUGAUUCGGCAGCGACCGCAAGAUCACCGAGUUGCAUUGUGGCAAUGGGACCAUAAAAGAAGAAAUUCCAUCGCAUAAGAACAACUACAACAACAAAAUACAAGUAAAUAAAUACAACCAGAGAAGACACCUCACAAAAGAAGUGGACAUGGAGAAGCGUAGAGGAGAUGCGAUAUAACAGAGAAAACACAUCAAGGAUUUACUUCUCGAGUUGAACAUUUCUGUGCUUUUCAGGGAGUUUGAGUAUUUUUAUCCUGUUAGAUUUCUUAGUCAAUCGCAAGCAUGAACCGAAAGGAGAUGAGGUUGUGUUCGAGAUGCUGGAGCGUGCCGAUGCUCUCCGUCCUUCUGCUCGUCUGCUUGACACCGCUGUUUGCACAUGGUAACUCUGUGGUGGCAAAUGAAACUGAGGCUGAUAGUGCUGUUAACGUGACCUCCUUGUCUACCGAAGGCGAAGAGGAGAAAAUAGAGGAUGUGUCACAGUUCACCAGUUUGUCCAGCUCCUCGGACCUGACCCACACCGGACGAAAGCUCAGAGAUGAAGACGUCGGCAGCGGCAUGCUUGAAGAGGUCAUCACUUCAACUCCAGGAACGCCAACUCCCAGUGAGUCUGCCACAACCACUUUGGCAAGUCCAGAGAUCAGCCUCAACUCUGCCGAAAAUGACCACUUGAUUCCCUUUAUGGAAGAAGAGGAACAGAAUGUGGAGGAGAAUGUUAAGGAAGUAGUGCCGACGCAACCGCCCUGGCAGGAUGCUAAAGGCGACAUGGAGACCACUGUGUUUGACCUCGACCAUGAGACGUCUCCAGCGACCCCAUCUCCAACCCAUCCACCUUCCACACCCGACGUCACUGUAGAUUUCUUUGACAGUGAUUCUCACCGCAAGAACCUAGACCCACCGUCCCAGUCACCGCACGAGCUUCAGGGCCGAGACUCCACCUCCUGGGCCAUGCCUGAUAACUACGACUACAUGACUCCCUACGACGAUAGUGUGUCUCCCACUACUGAAGAUUACCCCAGCAGCACUACUAGUGAAUUUGAAACUUAUGAUGACGAGAUCUCCACUACCCCUCCUCCAAAACGUGACCCUCCUCGAUUGCCUUCCAAGCCUAGCUUCACGUUCCCCAAAGGAGCCACUGGGGAAGAAGACCGCCGCGCUCCCCCCGGCGCGGUGGACACGGUUAAUGGUUCUGACUGUCGACUGGGUUUUGUUCGCAUCAACGGGACCUGCAAGUCCCGGUGUGACCAGCAGCCCAACUACUGCUUCAAUGGGGGCCAGUGCUACGUUAUGGAAGGAACUCAAAUGUUCUGCAGGUGCAACAUCCAGGACUACAUGUGGCACAAGGGUGCUCGCUGCGAGUCGGUCAUCACGGAGUUCCAGGUAAUGGUCAUCGCCAUCGGGGCAUCCGCUCUCAUGGUGCUCCUGCUCUUCAUGAUCAUCGUUUGCUUCGCCAAGAAACUUCACGUGCUCAAGACCGAGAAUAACAAGUUGCGCAAGCGCAGCAGUAAGUACCGUCCUUCCUCGGAGCACCACAAUGAUAAUUUCUCGUUGUCCACCAUCGCUGAGGGCUCCCAUCCAAAUGUAAGGAAACUUUGCGACACCCCUCCUAACCUCCCUCAUGCCCGUGCUUUGGCUUACUAUGAUAACAUUAUCUGUCAGGAUGAUCCUAAUGCCCAGAACAAGCUGGAGGACCCCGUGAAGGCCCCCCCACCCAAAGAGGACGAGUCGCUGAACAUCCAGAACUCGCUCACCCCCAAGCACGAGAACCACAAGGUGCUGGGCGAGGAGAACUCUUCGGAGGUAAACUCGCUGCAGAACAACAUGAUGUAGAGCAGAAAACAAGCACCCACCGGCACCACGUCCACCAUCACUUAAAGCAUCGAGUGGCACCACACAUCACCACACGACAGAGAAAAAACGUUCAAACCCCGCCCCUCGUACCCACUCAGACUCCGCCUCCUGCCCCGCCCCCUUGUUGCAGUCUUUUUGCCCUGUAGUCGACCCGCCCCUGACCCAGUCCUUAGAUAUAUAUAAAUAUAUAUACACACACACAAACAAACACACCUACCCCUGCCUAACUGAAUUACGGCAUGCGUUGGUGUAUAUUGUAAAAAAAAAAAAAGAAGAAAAAAAAAAAAGUCGUAUUCGGGGUUUAAAAUAUAAGACGUUGUCAUAAAUGAAAAAAAGCUACUGAGAGGUUUUGAUGUUUGUCUGACUAAUUCAGUGAGUAUGUAUAAAUAUAUGGAAAAAAAUGCUUGGAUUGAUAUAAAGAAAAAAACACAAUGUGUCUUUGUUCUGAUGUGAUUUCUAAUCCUUUGAUGUACUUGUUUUAUUUUGUACUUUUUUGGGAAUAUAAACUACGAGCAGAAAACGAAAUCUGACAGUUGUUGAAAUAAACCUUUUUAACACUAAA